This is a messenger RNA of Paramecium pentaurelia, 1523 nucleotides long. The record is from the annotation of a GenBank genome assembly. NCBI's taxonomy places the organism in Eukaryota, Ciliophora, Oligohymenophorea, Peniculida, Parameciidae.
AUGAGUUUUGUUACCAAAAUCAAGAACUAAGCACAAGAAAAAUACAAUCAAAUUAUGAAAAAGAAGACUGAAUAAUAUCAAGAAAUGGUAUUGAACUAUCAAUAUCGAUAAGAAUGAAGAAAAUAAAGAACAGGAAAUUAAAUAACAAGAAAAUAAAAGUGAUAAUGCAAAUGUUAUUGAUGAUUAACCAAAAAACGAUGAUUCUGCUCCUAACAAACCUGAAGAUAAACCUAAAUAAGGAACUAUAUCGUAUAUUAAGUCAAAUCUAACUGCUGCAGGUGAUUAUUUAACUAAUAAGGUUAAUGAAGCUUAAAAGACUGUUACAGUAAUCAAUUAUAUUUAAUAUAAAUAAGCUUCAAUUAUAAAAAGUAGAUUCAAGUGUUAAAUAGACUAUUUUGAAAUAAAAAUAAAGUUUCAACAAAUGGAUUGCCCUUAAAAUAGAUUAAAGAAUAUCAAGAUCUCUUAAAUAAAUGGAAACUAAAAUCUCACUUAGUGUUUAAAAAGCUGUUCCUAGUUAAUGUUGUUUUGAGUUUGUUAAUGAUGCAGUUUUAAGUUUGUGGACAGAUGCAAGUAAUCUAAUACGUUUUGAAUUAAGAGUAAGUAUAGAUGAACCUACUAUUACUUUAUCUAAAAGACCAGAUAAAAUUAAAUGGUUAAAACCUUGGUAUUUAUUAAGGAAUUGGAUAUUAUAUUCUUUAUAUCCAUUUGAUGUUGAACCUGGAAAAUAAUUAAGAUCUCCUUCUUUUUUAUUUAUUAAACUAUUAUAAGUAAUUCCUUAUUAUGGAAUUCAAGUUUUCACAUUUCUUAUUAUAUUUUUGGCAAUUGACAAAUCAGAAGAAUAUUAAGUAGUCAAUUAUAUUUUGGAUUAUAAAAACAUUUAAUUUUUUACUGCUGGAAUAUUAAAUGCUUUGAUUGGAUUUUUUACUUACUUUUAUUGUGCAACACUUAGACCAGCUCAUGAUUAUAUAAAUGAAAAAGAUUAAGGACUUAAAUUGAAUUAUUGUUUUUAUCAUGGUCCUGGUGCUGAUAAUCAUUUAAUUUUAUCAUAAAUAAGUUAUUUUACAUAAGUAAUUUUGAUUUGGUGUGCAUUUGCAGUUUUACAUAAAACAAAAUCUAGAGCUGAUUUCAUAAAUAAUGAAAUAAAAAGAUAAGAAUCUAAAAAGAGAGGUGGAAGAUUAACAGGAUUUAUGAUAUAUGAUCUAAUCUGUUUUUUGGGAACAUGUUCAUUAACUGGAUAUAUCUAUUAUAAUUAUUAUUAUAAUAAAGAUGAUACAUUCUAUAUGUUACCUUAUGUUGGUAAUUUGAUUUAUUUUUCACAUUUGAUGUAUGGAUUUUUGAGUUUGCCUUUUGUAAUAUUUGUUGUUCCAUUUUUUGUAAGAAUGUUUACUAGUGCUAUACCUACAGCUUAUGAUUAAUAUGGGAAUGUUGUACCAUGUAUUAAUCAAAUGAAAUUGAAUUAUGAAGAAUUACCUUUAGAAUAAUAAGAUGAAAUAGAUAUUGAGGAAGCAUUGUAGAAUUAAUGA